ACUAAAAAAGAAGACGAUGAAACCCAAUCAGAUCUAAAGAAAAGAAAGUUACAAUGUAUCUUUUGUCAAAAUAGUCAUUAUAAUGACCAGUGUACUGAAUAUAAAACUGUUGAAGACAGAAAGAAACGAUUAAAGGGUCACUGUUUCUGUUGUUUAUGGAAAGGACAUAAACAAGCUAAUUGUCGAAAAGGAAAUCUCAUCUGUGUUCACUGUAAAACAAGAGGAAAACAUAAUAGAGCAUUAUGCCCCAAGAUGUUCUCAUCACAUACUAACAUUAAACCAGUUAACACAUUACAUGUACAUGGAGAAGGUUCAACUGUUUUACAAACAGCAGUCAUUGAUGCUGUCGGAAGAAACAGAGUUAUUAAAAAAUGUCGUCUACUAUUAGACUGUGGAUCACAAAGAAGCUAUGUAACAAAGAAAGUUGCCAAGGAAUUAGAAUUGGCUGUGGAAGAAGAGGAUCAUCUCUUCGUGUUUACCUUUGGAUCAGACAAACCGAAAGAAAUAAAAAGCGACCUAGUUAGGAUAUGUUUAAAAACAAAGGAUGACAAAUUAAAAAUACUCUUUGCAAAUGUUGUACCGGUGAUUACACAAGGCGUUUCUUAUCCAAGAAAAGAAUUAUUAAAACAUGUUAACAGAUAUGAUCAAAAUAUCGUCUUGGCCGAUGACAAUUCUUUGUCCGAACGGGUAGACAUUUUAAUUGGGAAUGAUUACUAUUAUUCACUUAUGCGUACUGAGAAAAUAGAACUCGAAGAAAACUUGUAUCUUGUGGACUCUGUAUUCGGAUGGAUCCUCUCUGGCAAACCGAAUGAAGGAAAGAAUGAUGAGCUGACGGUUCUCACAUAUUUCCAAACUUCCUAUGGAAAUAAACUGAAUAAGCCCGAUCCACCUUUAGAUAUGGGUAGUGUUAAGAAUUUAUGGGAAUUGGAAUCUAUUGGAAUAACAGAUUCGCCAAAUUCUAAUAGGGAUGAAGAAGCUAUAAAAACAUUUAAUGAAACGACAGUGGUCGAAGAUAAUAGGUAUGUAGUAAGUUGGCCAUGGAAUGAAUAUCCUCCAGACUUACCUUCAAACUUCGGUUUAGCUUACGGUCGUUUGGUAAGUCUAUUGAAUAGAAUGGAUAAGGAAACAUUAGUGGUUUACGAACAAACACUAAAGGAUCAGGUAGAUAAAGGUGUGAUAGAAAUUGUCCCUAACAAUGUUGAAGUGGAUCAUCCAGUACAUUUUCUGGCCCAUCAUGGAAUUUCGGCACCCGGGAAAGCUCUUAGGAUCGUAUACGAUGCUUCUGCAAAAGUAAAAGACAAUAAAAGCUUAAAUGAAUGUCUAUAUAGAGGUCCAAUAAUGUUAGAAGAUCUAACAGGACUUUUAAUCAAAUUUAGAUGUCACAAGAUUGGAAUGACAGCAGAUGUCGAAAAGGCAUUUUUACAGGUGGGACUGCAUGACAAAGAUAGGGAUGUUACUCGAUUCCUGUGGAUUAAGGACAUAUCUAAACCAGCCACAAAGGAAAAUCUAAUAAUUUAUAGGUUCACACGAGUACCUUUUGGCAUAAUUUCUUCACCGUACUUACUGAAUGCGACGAUACGACAUCAUUUAAUGAAUUCCGAUUCAGAACACAUGAGAAAAUUAGCAAACGACAUCUAUGUUGACAAUUUGCUUACCGGAGCAAAUAACAUUCAGGAAGCUACACAAAUAUACGAGGAUUGUAAAUCAACAUUUAAGCAAAUCUCAAUGAACAUUCGUGAAUGGAAUUCAAACUGCAAGGAUCUGAAAAAUAUCAUCACCGACUGUAAUAAAGAUGAUACAGUAAAAACAUUAGGAUUAGACUGGAAUCUGAAUAAAGAUACACUGCAGAUGAAAGUAAAGCUCAAGAAUAAUGCAUUUACCAAAAGAGGAUUGUUGAAGACAAUAGCGUCAAUUUAUGACCCAUGCGGAUUUGCAGCACCCAUAGUCUUACCGGCAAAGCUGCUUUUACAAUCUUUGUGGAAAGAAAAUAAGAAAUGGGAUUCACCUGUGUCAAAUGAAGUAACGGAAAAAUGGGAAAUUAUCUUGAAAGAUCUUGACACAGUGAAAGAUAUAUGUCUACCAAGACUUAUGUCGAACAACAAAGAUUGUGAACUUCAUUGUUUCACAGACGCUUCAGUCGUGGCAUAUUCAGCAGUGGUUUAUUUAUUACAAGAAAACAAUUUAAAGUUUGUAAUUGGAAAAUCCAGACUAACUCCUAUAAAAGAUCAAGAAAACUUGAAAAUAGCACGAUUGGAAUUACUAGGAGUUGUCAUUGGAAAUAGAUUACUACAAUAUGUGGCGAAAUAUCUCCCAAUAAAGGUAACUAAGCAAGUGCUAUGGUGUGACAGUCAAAUCGUAUUAAGCUGGUACAAAUCGAAUAAGCUGUUAGUACCGUUUGUAGCACGAAGGAUAGAAGAAAUCAAACGUAAUAAAGAUUUGGAUAUGAGGUACAUUCCAUCUACAUUAAAUCCAGCGGAUGUGGCAACGAGGCCUCUCAAGUCAAAAGAAGAAUUAACCAAAUGGCUAAACGGUCCAGCAUUUUUGUUACAAGAUCCAACUACGUGGCCAAGUUCACCCGUAGUAGAGAAUACUCUUUUGACGCGGGAGGGUCUCUCGAAUCAUAACACACAAGCAUCUGAAGAGAAGAUUACAGAAUUAGCAAGUGAAAAGGAAAUAGUUACAUCAAAUAAAGAAGACAUAAUGACAGAAAUAUCAGAUAAAGAUCAUCUUGCACAAACGAAUAUAAAUAAUAAAAUAAAGUCAGAAGUACAAGAGAUAAUAAAAGUCCAAAAACAAUACUUCCCGGAGGAAAGUGGUGGCAAAAGAACACACCUCACUAGAAACUUAGGACUAUUUACCGACAUAGAUGGAGUACUUAGAUCUGAAGGACGUUUGACACAUUCAGACUUGUCAUAUGAAACAAAACAUCCAAUCUUAUUACCUAAAAAUUGUGAAUUUACCAAUAAGGUCAUAAAAAGAAUACAUGAAGAAAAUUAUCAUGUAGGAGUACCACAUACAUUAAGUAAAGUGAGACAACGGUUUUGGAUUCCACAAGGUAGAGCACAAGUUCAGAAAAUCAUAAAUAAAUGUCCACAAUGUGUAAAACACGGAGGAGGAGCUUACACUUUACCCAACACACCUGCUUUACCUCCAGAGAGAGUAAAAUAUGAGACACCUUUUACUUAUGUUGGAAUGGAUUACUUCGGACCUAUGGUAGUCAAAUCAGAUAAAAGUCAAGAAAAACGUUGGGUCUGUUUAUUCACUUGUUUAGUGGUACGUGCCAUUCACCUUGAGAUAGUAAAAGAUAUGUCUACGGAUGAAUGUUCUUUGGCGUUUCGAAGAUUUGUUGCAGCUAGAGGAACUCCUUCAAUAAUAGUGUCGGAUAAUGCACUUCAAUUUAAACUACUGUCGGAAGUAGUGACUGGAAUUAAUUCAUCAUCAAAAGGAGUACAAUGGAAAUUUAUUCCUCAAUUAGCACCCUGGCAUGGGGGAGUGUAUGAACGCUUAGUAGCGAUAGUGAAACAUUGUCUUAAGCGAACCCUUGAAAAACAUUUACUAGGAGACAAUCAGCUGUUAACAAUCAUCAAAGAAGUACAGGCCAUAGUAAAUACUAGACCUUUGACUUAUGUAGGAAAUGAUCAAGGACAUAUUUUAAAACCGGCGGAUUUUCUGACACCUGGAAGGUGUAUUAAUAUUGACAAUUUAGAAGAAAGGAUCUCAUCUUCAAGUACCUCUACUAAGCAACAACUGUUAGAAGGUUGGAAGAGAGGUGAAAUGAUUAUGAAUGAAUAUAAAGACAUGUUUAUAAAUCAAUACCUACUGAGUUUAAGAGAACGAUAUAAUCAUUCACCAAAACAAGCUAGAGUAAAAGCAAAAAUUGCGCCAUGCAUUGGUGACAUUGUACAGAUCAAAGGAGAAAGUAAAAACAGGGGAAAUUGGAAAGUGGGUCGUAUAACAGAGCUACUUAAAGGAAUAGACGGAUUAUGUAGAGUAGCAAAAGUAAAAGUGGGUGAGGCAAUAUUCACAAGGUCUAUUGCACAUUUGUAUCCCCUAGAAGCAGAAGAGUCUCUGUUAUCUGAAGACCUCAUGAAAGAUCAAUCGUGUAUCAAACAAUCGUUAAACUCACCAUAUGGUAGCAAUAACCUAGAUCAAGAAUUGUCAUUAAAAAUAAGAGAACCUAUGAUUUCAUCAGAGAAUGAAAUAGAUAGAGCUAUAAUUAACGAAAUGGAUGUAACGAAGCAUAAAGAAGUAAUGGACGAUACAGAGAGGCAUGAGGACAUAGAUAUGUUAAAUGAUGAUGAAAUAAUGGAUGGUUCAGAUGAGAUAAGCCACAUGGACAUCUCAGAUGAAAUGAUAGAAAGUUCAACAGAAGUAAACGAAGUGAUGGAAGACCAUGAGCAAAAGGAAAUACAGGAAGAGUCGAUGACUGGAAAGGGAAACCAUAAGAGGGCAGCGGCGGUUCAAGCAAUGAAAAGAAUAAAAGAUUGGACGCGCCACUUAAUGCUCACCUUAACUCAACAUUAAUUUUCCUCGACGGGUGUGUCGCGACAUAUCGCGAAUCACCUACUAUAAAAAACCUUCCUUCCGUUUCACACUGUCUAUGGCCCAGCUGUUCUACUAAUAUGGUCAUCACAAAGUACAAAGAGGAGCGCACAUGGAGAUUGCAGCCGUGGAAGUAAAAUUAUCAG
Messenger RNA from Cydia strobilella, 4688 nucleotides. RefSeq lists its product as uncharacterized. NCBI's taxonomy places the organism in Eukaryota, Metazoa, Arthropoda, Insecta, Lepidoptera, Tortricidae. Gene Ontology annotation, molecular function: nucleic acid binding. The record is from RefSeq and is a predicted model, not a curated record. The transcript is spliced from 2 exons. Gene Ontology annotation, biological process: DNA integration. The coding region runs from base 253 to 4524 and encodes 1423 amino acids.